AUGGCGCCUCGUAGGCGUUGUCCAAUAUGCAGAUCAAAACAAUGGCAUAAGGAACCACUGAGCGGGCUUAUCGCGUGUAGCGAGGGCCAUAUCCUUCAGAAUUAUCGCAAUGAAACUAACGAGGCUGAAGAUAUGGGCACACAUGUAUUGCAGAAAAGAACCUUGAAAUCUGACAGAAAGCAAAAAGGGAAAGAGAGCAGGGCCAAUCCAAAACUGUACCACGGCGCGAGAGGGCGUUAUCUCUAUUUUCAAUGCCAACAGCUCAUUCUCCGGAAACAGGUAGUUGCACUUCUACAACUCCGUAACCUGCCUGUUGAGUUUGAGGCAGUUUGCCGGGACAUAUGGGCAUUGCACCUCAGUCUUUUACCGGAUCCACCGUCGGCCGAACCCUACUUUCAUGGAUCGCAGCAGCAGAAAGGUUCUUCUCCCGAAGCUGCCGGACCGUCAUCUGAGGGCGAAGAAGGGCAGGGAGAUCCUGAAUCGGUUUCUUCUUCGUCAGAAGAAAAUGAGGAUGAUCAGUUUAACGACAGCGCUGGUCAAAGUGACCAGGAAGAUCCUGUUAUCGCAGAGUUGCUACGCCAGAACUCCGAGACCGAAAGCGACGACGAGGAUCGGAACGAUGAUAGAAAACAAGGACAUCAAGUCCUUGCGGGGAGAAAAAAACGUCAUGUUAUUUAUGAGAGACCAGCCAACAAUCUUGCGGUACUCGUGGUCGCUUGUUGGACCCUACGAAUACCUAUCUUGUACCGGGAUUUAUUGAGGUAUAUUGAACUUUAUGAGCUACCAUACCUAGAUCCAAUUAGGUUGCUUCCCGAUUCACUCGUGUCGCAUCUAACGAAACACCGCAUUCGAGCGCUUUCCCCAGCUCAUGCUCCGAAUAUCAUAUCUCUACAUUCUCUUACCUCUCGUCUUUCCCGACUCAUGUUGAGCUGUUUUGGGAUAUCGACACCAGAAGCCAAUGCCGCUCAUAUCUUGUGGCGAGUGGUGCUGAGUCUCGGCGGAACUCCACCGUUAUACUCCCUCACCAAAAAACUAUCAAGUAUACUUUCCUUGCCGCUCACCUUGCACCACUCUCUCGUUCCAGGUCUGAUGAAAGCCAAGACUCGAGAUCCUGAAAGCCAUAAGUUCGACGAUGUGCCCGUCGAAGUGAGCUUUGUGGCGGCUACUAUUGUAGUUCUGAAGUUGGUAUACGGUUUGGACGGAAAUCCCAGAUCGCCUCGAGAUCCCGAUGACCCCGCUUGUAUCUUGCCGAAGGUGGAGGAAUAUCUCGAAGCGGUUAAGAAGCUAAACGAGGACGAUCUGCAGGAAGAAGCGAUAUUCGACUAUGAAAAGGGAAAAUCUGUUGGUGAAAUGAGCGAGGAGGAGAUUGACCGAUAUUUCUCGUUUUGCGAACAUGCAUUGCUUGCACCAAAUGUUGAUCGGGACGGGGAUAAAUUCUUGGCCAGCUACUUUCCGUUGACAUUUGAAGAACGGCAGCAACAGAGCCUGUCGUUGGGGACGGCAGAGAAGAGGGAAGAACGGCAAAGACUGAGUGCGACGCAAAUAGCUUCGGAAGAUGAUACUCGAAUUCGGCCCGGACAGUCAUAUGUGAUUUACCAUGCGCGGGAUAGUCUUGGGAUGAUGAGUGAAGAGAUGGAAAUCGUAACGACCCGUGGCGCGAGAUGGGUAGGAGUAAGCGAGGACCUUCUAUGUGGUGUGGUUGAGAGAUACGAGAGAAGACUCGUACGGUGGUGGAAAAACCGGAACAGCGGGAGGGUUGAAGCGACGUAG
This is a messenger RNA of Marasmius oreades (fairy-ring Marasmius), 1770 nucleotides long. RefSeq lists its product as uncharacterized. The coding region runs from base 1 to 1770 and encodes 589 amino acids. Gene Ontology annotation, molecular function: RNA polymerase I core promoter sequence-specific DNA binding. The transcript is spliced from 10 exons. Gene Ontology annotation, cellular component: RNA polymerase transcription factor SL1 complex; RNA polymerase I core factor complex. The record is from RefSeq and is a predicted model, not a curated record. NCBI's taxonomy places the organism in Eukaryota, Fungi, Basidiomycota, Agaricomycetes, Agaricales, Marasmiaceae. Gene Ontology annotation, biological process: nucleolar large rRNA transcription by RNA polymerase I; RNA polymerase I preinitiation complex assembly.